AUGUCAUCAUCAGGCGCUAUCGACAAUGAGAUUGAGAACCGUCUCAGUGGGGAGCUCGGGGCACUCGAGCAGCUGCGAGCGCUCUUGCAGAACAACGAAGAGGUCAAGAUUCCGGGGGUCGUGGUGGCCGGGGCUCAGAGUGCCGGCAAGUCGUCCGUGCUCGAAGCCCUCGGGGGCAUGAAGUUGCCUCGUGGGCAAAACAUCACAACUAGGGUGCCGCUGGUGCUCAGCCUGGUGGCUGUUCCGGGGGCAGAGCCCCACGCUGUUAUCGGCGGCCAAGCCGAUCUUUCCAAAGGCAAGAUCAUCGGCAUCGAUGAAAUCUCAACCGAUAUCGAGAGGCUCACGAACGAGCUCGCUGGCGACGGCACCGCCGUGAGCGCCAAACCGAUCUACCUCAAGAUCAUUCGGCCCUCAGGCCCGACCCUGACGCUGAUCGACCUGCCGGACAUCACUCACAAUUCCCCCGACGGCACGCAGGACAUCCACACCGAGACCGUCAAUCUCGUGAAGAAGUUCAUCGAGAACGACAACAUGGUGAUCCUGGUGGUGAUCCCGGCGAUGGACGACUUCGCCAACGCCGAGGCGAUCGCCCUCGCCAAGAAGUAUGACCCUGACGGCCGGCGCACCCUCGGUGUUGUCACCAAGACCGACAACAUCAAAGUGGAGGAAGACACGCCCGCUGAGGAAGUGCGGGCAAGGGAGAGGCAAUUCUUCCAAACCAAUUCGGAGAUGGCCGGCAUCGAGAAGGAGUACUGGGGCUUCGACACGCUGGUCGGGCGCAUCGUCGAAAUCCAGGCAGAGAGAGUUCAGCAGUUCAUCCCGAAGUUCCUCGCCCAGUCGAAGAGGCGCACGAAGGAGCUCGCGCAGGCUCUCCGUGACAUGCCGAAGGUCUUCUCCAACGACAACGAGUUGUGGGAGAAGUUCCGGAAGGUCGUCUCUACCAUUCGGGAGGAGCUUAAGGACCUGCUGACUUUCGGGAGCAACCGCGCGAUCACUGGCCAGGACGAGUCCAUGGACAUUAUCCCCCACGUGACGGCGAUGUACAAGGCGUACGCCACGGGGAUCCGUGAUGACGUUGUACCCAACUUCUUCACGGAUGAGUACCACCAAAAGGUCUGCGCCGCUUUCAAGCGUGUGGAUGGCAUGGCCCUGCCGAAUCUACUCGGCGGGCGCGUGUUCAGUGCUCUUUUCUGCGAGAUCUUCUCUGAGGAGCUCGGUGUUCGCUCGGAGAAGUUGGUCGAAGGGGUCAAGGACUUCAUGCAAGACACGCUGGGGAAGUUGUGCGAUCACACGUGCGCCGCCCACCCCGUUCUGCUUAACGAGCUCAAGACCAACCUCGUGGAACAAUUCGUAGACUCGAAGGAGGCCAGCACGAAGAGCGCGGUGGAAAAUAUUGUCAAGGCUGAGCUCGGGUGGGUCUUCACCCAGGACCGGUCGUACGAAGACACCAUGCGUGACGUCCGCGAGAUGGCGAGCCGCGUCCGCAAGAGCAAGGUGGAGCACGAGGCUACCUCUGGAACGGAAAACCAGACCAUCUUUGAACUUGCGAAGGAUGUGGGUACCAUCCCUGAAGCAUUCAUCUGGAAAAUUAUAGACGCCAAGCCCAAGAGUGAGGACGACGCGAUCCGCGAUCUUCAGGUCAUCCUGCACGCGUAUAGCGACGUGGUCUGCAGGCGGCUGUUCGACAGUAUCCCCAAGCAGGUCCACCUGUUUCUCGUGGAUGGCAUCUGCAAAGGCUUCGUGACUUGGAUGCUGGACAAGGUGGACGAGACCGACCUGCAGAGGUGGCUGGCCGAGGAUGCGCUUUCCCAGCGGAAGCGCAAGGAGCUCGAGAGCAAGCUGUCCCAGUUCGAGGAGGCAGCGAAAAUUCUCAAAAACGCAGGCGGCCGUUCCAAGUAG
Messenger RNA from Ectocarpus siliculosus, 1899 nucleotides. The record is from the annotation of a GenBank genome assembly. Lineage: Eukaryota; Phaeophyceae; Ectocarpales; Ectocarpaceae.